UGCUUCAUUCCAGCCCCUUAUCUAGUAUUUUGUAAGCAGAGUUUGAUUGCAUGGGCUUCAGUUUGUACGAUUUAGAGUAAAUUAAUGCUCAGAAUGGUAAUAUCAUGGGUAAAUAGUACAAGAAAAUACAUUUGUACUAUUACAUAAAUUCAAAUUACCAAAAACCAAGAAUGAAAAUAUGAAAAGGGUUAAAUAUUUAAAACUUAAGGCAGCUGUGUGGUAAUCAGGCCUAAUGAAUUUAUCCUCUGCCCUAAACCACUUCAGAAAUUUAAGUUGGACUGGUUUUGUUAUACGAUAGCUAAUAAUUUACCAAUAUGAAUCAAGAUGAUGUUAUUGUCAUUUCUGAUGAUGAAACACCAACAAGCGGUCAAGUCAUGACAGCUUGUGAGAGAAAAAAGACAGGAAAAGAAGUGAUGAAAUCCCAAGGUGCAGUUAGAAAAAGAAGAACUGCUCGUUCUUCAAGUGCUUCUGAAGAAAGCUCUGAUAAUUCGCAAGCCUCGACGGUCGUGAACUGGAAGGUGAGUGAGAAGAGGCCGCAGAAGGCGAGACAAUCAAUAAUGUCCGGGAGGGAAUAUCUGAAAGCGAAAAAGCGCGAGCUGAAGGAAAACUUGGAAGAAACGACGCACAUGUUGACGGAGGUGUUCCUUCAAAGGCUCGUCACAAGACUUGAAGGGCUCAGGUGUAAGAUAGCGGAACAGCAAGAAAUCAUCAAGACAUUGAGAAAGAACAACAACAAGAUGAAGAGAGAUGUAAUGGAUUUCCAGUUGGAAGGGUGCGACGAAAACUGCAGUUCGAGCGAUGAAUCAUUAAGUCUGUUUUAAAAAUAUCUGAUCUACACUAGUCCAAUAAAUUUAAUACUUAAUUAUUAUUUGGAGAUCGUGAGAUGCGGUAUGGUGUUGUGGUCUCAUGAUCUCCAAAUAAUCACUAACUGUCACCACUCUCUCAUACUUAAUACUUUACAAUUGGGUACUUCUAGCUCCAAAUGAAAAAACAUUUCUAUCCAUCCAGCACUAAUAAAACAAAAAAGAUACUGUAUGUAUUAUGUAAUUGUUUAAAAUAUAUUCAACUGAGUUAAAUAAAGUUUUCAGAUUCCACUUAGUACAAGAUUAUUAACACACAAAUUUCACCUUACUUUUCAAUCAGCCAGAUAAUUAUUUUGCAACUUUGUGACCUAGCAAAAUUUAUGCACAUUUGCAAUCAUUGAUAGUUAGACCCAACAUUGAAGAUGGAAAAAUGAUGAAAAUAUCUCUGAAAAGACACCCUAGGAAGGGUAGGCAGGCCAAGAUGAUCGGUAAUAAUGAAAUUACAGGAAUUAAUUCACCCAUAUUUUCUACUGUUAUCAAAAUUUUAUGUAAUUUCUAUUAUAUCUUUAUUUUAUGUAGCUUAAACAAACAUUUUGUAAUGAAAGAAAUGCUGGUAAAAUGGAAUACAUGUACAAAUUUACAGAUAUUGAAAAGUCAAA
This is a messenger RNA of Cimex lectularius (bed bug), 1462 nucleotides long. RefSeq lists its product as uncharacterized. NCBI's taxonomy places the organism in Eukaryota, Metazoa, Arthropoda, Insecta, Hemiptera, Cimicidae. The record is from RefSeq and is a predicted model, not a curated record. Bases 315 to 821 code for a protein of 168 amino acids. The transcript is spliced from 3 exons.